AUGUCGACGUGGCAGCAAGUCGCCGAAAGCAAGCGGGCGCAGAGGGAGGCGCUCAUCCCGGAAGCGUACAAGGUGCCAGCGUCGUCCCUGCCUGCUGUCAGCACCGACUCGGUCGUCGACUUUCCUUCAAAGACGGGAAUCCUGACCGCGCGCGAGGUUCAGAUCACGGAAACCGACGAUGUAUCUGUGUUGCUCGCAAAGCUGGCCAGCGGCGAGUAUACAGCUGUGGAAGUGUUGGAGUCGUUCAUCAAGCGAACAUGUAUCGCACACCAACUGGUCAACCCUCUGACCGAGAUCCACUUUGAGGACGCUAGGAAGCUUGCUGCGGAGCUGGACGCCGAGCUCAAGUCGACGGGAAAAGUGCGUGGUCCCCUGCACGGUCUUCCGAUGAGCGUCAAGGACCAAUUUCAGAUCAAAGGUUCCGAUUCGACCAUCGGCUACAUCAGCUAUGCCAACAAGCCAUCCGACUCGGAUUCAGUACUGGUCGAAGUCAUUAAGAAAGCGGGAGCUGUGCCGUUCGUAAAGACCAACUUGCCUCAGACGAUCAUGUACUCGGAAACUUCGAAUACUCUUUGGGGCACGACGCUGAAUCCGCACAACAGGACAUUGCAUCCUGGUGGAUCGUCGGGCGGAGAGGGAGCGUUGGUAGCCAUGAAAGGAUCACCGCUGGGUGUAGGUACGGAUGUGGGUGGGUCGGUGAGGAUUCCUGCGGCGCUGUGUGGCCUGUUUGGACUUCGACCGUGCUCUCAUAGGUUCCCGUACGAGGGCGCUGUCAACACGCUGCUAGGUCAGAUCACAAUUCCUUCAGUGCUGGGCCCACUCAGUCGGUCGUUGUCGGGCUUGACCGAGUUCUCAAAGGCAGUACUGGCGCAGCAGCCGUGGCUGCUGGAUCCACAGACACCCUCGAUGCCGUGGAACGAGGAGAGAUUCCAACAGGCGCGUACGCAAAAGAAGCUCAACGUGGGUGUCAUGUGGCACGACGGUCAUGUCAAGCCAAUGCCACCCUACGAGCGAGCGAUCAAGGAAGUGCUCGCCAGCCUUGGCGAACACGAUAUUGUCGACUUUGAGCCGUACAAGACCAAAGAAGCGAUGGGCAUUUUGGUCGAAGCGUUCUGCGCAGAUGGAGGCAAGGACAUCUCGGAAUCCAUCGCUCCACUCAAAGAGCCUCUCGGACCAUGUCUAUCCGGUAUAGGCCAGAAGGAGUACACCGCCUUCGAAGUGUGGCAAGCGAACAAGCGCAAGCUCGCGUUCCAAAAGGAAUACCUCGAUCACUGGAAUGCCACCGCCAGGCAGACAAAGGAUGGCCGACCGAUCGAUCUUCUCAUCGUACCAGGCAUGGCUUACACCGCCAUCGCACCAGGCAACGACAUCUACGUAGCCUACACGGGCAUCUUCAACCUGGUCGACUAUCCAGCUGUCGUACUGCCCAUCUCGAAGGUGAAUCCUGCCGUCGAUGGAGGAGCAACGAGGAGUGGUGGAUUCCUUUCGGAAGACGACGAGAAAUGGAGCAAGAAGUGGGACGCGGAGAAGUUGGUGAAUGCUCCUGUGUGCAUUCAGAUUGUAGGUAGGAGGUAUGAGGAGGAAGCCGUGUUGGGGUACGCUGAGCAGGUGUACGACGCUUUCACCGCUGGUUCGAAGAAGACUUAG
This is a messenger RNA of Pseudozyma hubeiensis SY62, 1647 nucleotides long. RefSeq names its product amidase. NCBI's taxonomy places the organism in Eukaryota, Fungi, Basidiomycota, Ustilaginomycetes, Ustilaginales, Ustilaginaceae. The coding region runs from base 1 to 1647 and encodes 548 amino acids. The transcript has a single exon. The record is from RefSeq and is a predicted model, not a curated record.